AGUCCCGGAUCGAUAGCCGCCUCGGUCGCGUCCCUGCGCUCCCGUCUUGAGGAGCGGCAGUGAGCGCGCGCGCAGCCCACCAACACCACGCGAUCCAAAAAUAUUCCGACCAACCGCCGGGCCCGGCCGAGCCAUGGGCUGACCGACUAACAGCCCUGCGCAUUCUGAAAACGAAACAAACAAUCCAAAUUCAAAAAUUCGCGAACCGGAACUCGAUCUAAAUUCGAAAUUGUUGUGUGCCAGUGUUUUUGUUAUACCUAGAUGGUGGUGAGAUGUCUCCGACAGCCCUAGGCGCUGAGCUGCCGCAGUGGUGCGGCAAGAGCGAGGGCUGCCCGCAGGCGCUGCUGGGCUGGUUGUACCUGACGCAUGAGCAGAAUGACCAGUGGGUGCCAGGCUCAGUGUGGGGCCCGCUCCCCACGGCGUCCACCGCGCCGGCGCCCCCUUGCGACGAGCUGUCUCUGGCAGACCAGCUCGCAGCCCUGUCCCUGCGCCGCGCCCCCCGCCCCCCGCCGCCACACUACAUGUGCCAUCUGUGCUUCAAGAAGGGGCAUUACAUUGGGGAUUGUCCUCAGGCCCGUCCAAAGGGCGAGGGUCUGACGCCGUACCAGGGCAAGAAGAGGUGCUUCGGCGAGUACAAGUGUCCCAAGUGCAAGCGCAAGUGGAUGAGCGGCAACUCCUGGGCCAACAACGGGCAGGAGUGCAUCAAGUGCCGGAUCAACGUGUUCCCGCAUAAGCAGUUUGUACAUUCGCAGCGGCCGCUGGAGAAGCCGGACGGGCUGGACGUCAGCGACCAGUCUAAGAUCCACCCGCAGCACCUCUGCCAGAAGUGCCGUGCGCUGGGGUACUACUGCCGCAGGGAGUACUAGCGACAUCCUGGGGAACUAUAGGGGAUGAUUGGGGGAAAGGCUGUAUUUAACAGCAUACGGAUUUGAUCACGCACGCGG
Plutella xylostella (diamondback moth) is the source of this 944-nucleotide messenger RNA. RefSeq names its product zinc finger CCHC domain-containing protein 24. The record is from RefSeq and is a predicted model, not a curated record. NCBI's taxonomy places the organism in Eukaryota, Metazoa, Arthropoda, Insecta, Lepidoptera, Plutellidae. Gene Ontology annotation, molecular function: zinc ion binding; nucleic acid binding.